This is a messenger RNA of Ustilago hordei, 1680 nucleotides long. RefSeq lists its product as uncharacterized. Gene Ontology annotation, molecular function: tetrahydrofolylpolyglutamate synthase activity; ATP binding. Lineage: Eukaryota; Fungi; Basidiomycota; Ustilaginomycetes; Ustilaginales; Ustilaginaceae. Gene Ontology annotation, biological process: tetrahydrofolylpolyglutamate biosynthetic process. Gene Ontology annotation, cellular component: mitochondrion; cytosol; cytoplasm. The transcript has a single exon. The record is from RefSeq and is a predicted model, not a curated record. The coding region runs from base 1 to 1680 and encodes 559 amino acids.
AUGUCUCAGGCACAAGGCAGUCAGCCAGAGAGCAGCAGCGCUGCCGCUUCUCGCACCUACGACGACGCCAUCGGUGCGCUCAAUUCGUUGCAGAGCAAUGCCGCUACCAUUGAAGCGCUUCGAAAGUCUGGCGGUCGCUUGCUCGACUUUGCCAUCCCUGAGAUGGUCGAGUAUCUCGAACGUAUCGGAUACAACACGUCAGACUUGGAUCGUCUCAACGUCAUCCACAUCACCGGCACUAAGGGCAAGGGCAGCACAUCCGCGUUCGUGGAUUCGCUUCUUCGUCAGCUCACUCACGUGCAAGCAUCGUCGCCGCCAAAAGUGGGACUAUACACAUCGCCUCACAUGACCAGUGUACGCGAACGCAUUCGCAUUAAUGGCCAACCCGUCUCACACGAGCUCUUUACUAAGUACUUCUGGCAGGUCUGGGAUAGGUUGGAGGAGAACCCAACACGCAAAUUCGACUUGACACCACUGCGACCCGUCUACUUUCGUUUCCUGACGCUGCUCGCAUUCCACAUCUUCCUGUCAGAAGGUGUGCAACCGGUCAUCCUGGAAGUAGGUAUUGGUGGAAAGUACGACUCGACCAACAUUGUGCCGAAGUGCGUUGUAGCCGGCAUCACACAACUUGGGCUGGAUCACACCGCCGUUCUGGGAAACACGGUAGAAGAGAUCGCAGUACAGAAGGCAGGAAUCUUCAAACCUCAAGCUCCUGCAGUGUGCUGGGCACAACAACCAGGGAAGGCUUUGGACGAGGUCAAGAGAAUAGCAAAGGAAGUCGAUGUCAGCGAUCUCACAAUAGUGGACAUACACCCUGGUCUUCUUCGAUCCGAAGCGACGGCGCUAGGCACAGAAGAUGCCAAGACAGUCAGCCUGGGUCUGCCAGGAGUACAUCAGCGAACCAAUGCGAGUGUUGCGCUUGAGCUUGUUAACGUUUAUCUGGAGUCGGAAGCUGGACGUGCAAUGUUCAAGGGUUCGGCAAGUCGUGCAGAUGCGCUGGCCGAUUGGCAGAAGAAGGGUCUGGAGGAUGCAAGGUGGCCAGGAAGGUGUCAGACGGUGCCCACUGCUCGAAAAGAUCUGGUUUUGACAUGGUACUUGGACGGAGCGCACACCACGGACUCGCUCAGCGUAUGCUUGGGCUGGUUCACAGCGAUACAGCAGAAGCACGCAGCUGAGAAGCGAAACAAGCGCAUCUUCGUGUUCAACUGCACCAAUGGUCGAAGUGUUCACGAACUCCUUUCUGCCGUUUUGGAUGCUGUUGAAAAGGGCCUUGGUGGCGACUCAGCAUCAACGUCAGAUGGCUCAAAAUAUGCACUUGCCAAGGACUACUUUGACGUAGCUAUCUUCACCACAAACAUCACGUUCGAAGGCGGCGGAUGGUCUUCCGAACUCACAUCCAAGCUGCUGGAUGAUUCGGACCUGGUCAAUCUGACAGUGCAAAAGCAACUCGCCGAGACAUGGAAGGAGCUCGUACCCGGUUCAUCGACUGAAGUCAAGAUCACACCGAGUAUUCAAGCAAUGCACAACCACGUGGUCAAAAUAGGAGGGGAGCAAGUCAAGGCUGGAGCGGGUGUCGACUGUUUGGUUUCUGGAUCGCUUCACCUGGUAGGUGGCGUGAUGGCGCAUCUGCAGCAGAGCGGAUGUUUGGACGACUCGCUUGUUUCGACUGUUCGUUCUUGA